This is a messenger RNA of Tuber aestivum (summer truffle), 1814 nucleotides long. The record is from the annotation of a GenBank genome assembly. Lineage: Eukaryota; Fungi; Ascomycota; Pezizomycetes; Pezizales; Tuberaceae.
AUGACACCAACUCCGGUCUACAUUGUCUCUGCCGCCAGAACUCCUCUGGGUGGUUUCCAGGGGUGAGUUUGACUGAUCCAAUUUUAACCGUGGCGCGGAGGAAGGAAGUCUGUGAGGAGGGGGGCGUGAGGAAGGAUUGUUGUGGUUAACGUCUUGGUUUCCCUCGCAUCGAACAUAGCUCCCUAUCGUCACUCACCGCAACUCAAUUGGGUUCCCACGCCAUCAAGGCUGCCCUUGCCAAAGUUCCCGCCAUCGAGGCUGCCAACGUCGAGGAGGUUUUCUUUGGAAAUGUUUUGUCGGCCAAGUGUGUUGCCUUUCUUUCUCAUCCCAUCCCCUUCACUUAUACCACCCAGCGGUGUUGCCGUUGCCACUGCUGCAAUGGCCAGUUUAUGGGAGAUUGCAUGCUAUGAUGCAUUACGAUGGGUUCGAUUCUGACAUCGGGUAUCUACAGCUUGGGACAGAAUCCUGCGAGGCAAUGCGCACUUGGAGCUGGAUUGGCUCAGUCCACCGUGUGCACUACCAUCAACAAGGUGUGUGCUUCCGGGAUGAAGGCCAUCAUUCUGGGGGCUCAGACUAUUAUCAUUGGGAAUGCCGACGUAAGCUUUUCCCUGGUGAGGGGGAGGGUAUUGGUGAAGGGCAAUGUCCUUAUAAUGAUGGAUGGCGUUUUAUAGAUUGUUGUUGCCGGCGGAACUGAGUCCAUGAGUAACACCCCAUACUAUAUCCCUACAGCCAGAAGCGGGGCUCGUUAUGGCAACCAGCAAAUGGUUGACGGCGUCGUUCGUGAUGGUUUGUCGGACGCCUACGAUAACCAGGCAAUGGGUUUUGCAGCGGAGGAAUGCGCACAAGAUUACACCUUCUCGAGGGAGGAUUCGGACGCCUACGCUAUCAAGUCGUAUCAGAGGGCCCAGGAAGCAGUAGCCAACAAGUGGUUUACCGAGGAAAUCGCGCCAAUCGAGGUUUCCGGUGGGAGGGGAAAGCCUAAUGUCCUUGUCGAGGUUGAUGACGAGCCCAAGAACGUGAGCUUUAAUAUCCACUGAUCUACGCUGAAAAGAGGAAAUCCGACCGGGCUGACGGCAUUCACUUUUUUUUUUUUUUUUGAAACGAAACAGUUGAACAUCAGUAAGCUCAAGACCGUGCGGCCAGUCUUUGUCCCAGGCACCGGCACCGUCACCGCUGCAAACGCAUCCCCAAUCUCGGACGGUGCAUCUGCCCUGGUCCUCGUCUCAGAGGCCAAGCUCGCGGAGCUCAACCUUGCCCCGCUGGCCAAAAUCAUAGGCUGGGGUGAAGCUGCAAAGGCGCCAUCAAAGUUCACCACAGUGCCCUCUCUUGCUAUCCCUAAGGCCCUCAAACACGCCGGCCUGUCGCAGGAGCAGGUCGACUUCUUUGAGAUCAACGAAGCCUUCUCAGUCGUCGCGUUAGCUAACGCUAAAAUCCUCGGCCUGGACGAGGCCAAGGUCAACGUGAACGGUGGAGCCGUGGCACUCGGUCAUCCGCUCGGAUGUUCCGGUGCCAGAAUCGUCACGACCCUUCUACAUGUUCUCAAGCAACGCAAGGGAAGAAUUGGGGCUGCAGGUAUUUGCAAUGGUGGUGGUGGCGCCUCUUCUAUCAUUGUUGAGGCUGUAUGAAUGAAUGGGUGUUCCCUUUUUUAUUGCUGUAGCCUUGUCGCAACGUGUUAUCUGGUGGCCUCCAGUUGAUGAUGGCAACGUUUAGUUAUUUUUAUUGAUACCAACUUUACUGUUUUAGCUUGGCACGAGCUCUUACUCGAGUAUAUUACUGUACUGUACGAAGAAGAAAAAGAACAAGACCCAAAGUAA